CUCCAUUGGUAUCCCUGAUGCAAUGCACUUGACUGAAAAAACUCCCCGGGUGGGAUGGAGGGGUAGGGGGAUCUUCAGGGGUCCUGUUCAGAGUUGAUCCCCUUACCUUACCCCACCAAACUCAACGUGGCUUACUGGGAACCACCUAGCCUCCGGCACCACCCCCCGCCGAGCAAAGAAACCCGACAAUAAUGCGCCGAUGCUAGCCCUGUUUCCCGCUCCCGUUUUAUCCGUCGUUGUGUCGCCCGGAAUGCCUCCGGUUCCGCGCCCAAAGUUCCGAGAGACGUUUUCGCCGUUACUGACAUCCGCGUUGGGAUAUCUUGGCUGCUUUAGAGGCUUGAAGUUGAGGGGUUGACGGAGCGUGCUCUAAGCACAGUGCGGGGUGAGCUUUGAUAUCAAAUCAAGAGCUGGAGCUUGACUCAUCACAAAAGAGCCACAUGACGGUACGCCCAGGGCGCCGAGAAGGAAGGAAUUAUCACCUCGGCUUUUGGUAAUGGGAAGAAGAGCUUCCGAGAGGGGAUAAAGAGCCCCUAGCUGAGAUCCCAGAGACUGGUGGGGUGUCUCAGCGAUCGGGGGCUCAAACAUGGAUUCAUUGUUCUCAAAUCGAUCUGGGGACCGGGGCGGGCGCGGCACCUUGGGAAGUGCGGUGCCAUGGGCGUAAUAAGGGUCCAGAUGUGCCUGUUCCAAGGUGUCGAGAAAGUGGGAGUGUGGCGGUCUGAGAGUUUGUGUGGCUGGUGAACGACAAAAGAAGAUUGAUUGUGCCUUUUGGGUAUAGUUAGGCCCAGAUGGGAACCGAGAACAGGCUCUCUGACAGCAGUCUCUCGUCCGAUGCAAGUGAAAUCCCGACUGUGACCGACAUUCAGAUCUGCGAUUUGGGGUUAGGUAUUUUUACCAUUGCAGGAGGCGCCAGAAGCGCCUUGGCAGAUGGGCAGCCGGGAAAUGCACAGUCCAGAUGCGCUUGGCUAUUUCUGUAUGAGGCUGUUGGGUCCCAAAUUGCGUUGCUCGUCAGUUGA
Molecule: messenger RNA, 1013 nt
Organism: Podospora bellae-mahoneyi
Lineage: Eukaryota; Fungi; Ascomycota; Sordariomycetes; Sordariales; Podosporaceae
Exons: 2
Coding region: 786-1013 (75 amino acids)
Source: RefSeq, a predicted model, not a curated record